Molecule: messenger RNA, 1437 nt
Organism: Corylus avellana
Lineage: Eukaryota; Viridiplantae; Streptophyta; Magnoliopsida; Fagales; Betulaceae
Source: RefSeq, a predicted model, not a curated record
AUGGAAACCAAACUUCAAGCACACCGAAUUGAAAAAAUAAGAAUCCGCAUUGGGUUUGGGAGUGUGUUUGUCGUAGAUGGCAUUGGAAAAAGCAGAGGUCUAGCACUUUUUUGGACUACGGAGGUAAGGGUUGAUAUACAAAAUUAUAGCCGGCGUCAUAUUAACGCCGUAGUGAAGGAAGAUGGAGUGGCUCAAGGGUGGAAAUUUACAGGAUUUUACGGGCAUCCAGAGGUGUUAAAAAGAAAAGAAUCGUGGACUCUUCUACGACACCUUAGCUCGUACCAGUCGUCGGCGUGGUUGAGCAUGGGUGACUAUAACGAAAUCUCAAGUGAUGAGGAGAAAUUUGGAGUCCGCCGACAACCUAGAAGGCAAAUGAACGACUUUCGUGAUGCUAUUGAAGGGAGUAGGUUGGUUGAUCUUGGGUUUGUUGGGCCGAAAUUUACUUGGAGCAACAGUCAAUUAGUGGGGCAUUUCACGAUGGAACGUUUAGAUCGCGCUUUGGCAAAUGAGGAAUGGAAGGAAUUGUACCCUUUCCGUAGGGUGGAAGUGUUGGCUGCGUGUGCUUCGGAUCAUGCACCAGUAAUGAUUUCUUUUCACAAAAAUGCGUCGCAAAGGCGUAAAAAGAAAUUUAUUUUCGGGUAUGAGGUAGCUUGGCACAAAUGUACAACCUACAAAGAAGUGAUUAAGAAGGUGUGUAGGGUAAAAGAAAAUAACAGAGGUGCUUGGUAUUCGGUCUUGAAUAAAUUGGAGAAAUGCAAAAAUUCUCUUAUCCAAUGGAAGAAGGAGAAUAAAAGCCAAUCCGAAGAUAUCCUCAAACAGACUACAACUAAACUCUUGGAACUGCAGGGUGAGGAGGAAGAAUGGGACCUAGAUGAGAUUAAAAAUCUCCAAUCGAUGGCAAAUGGCCUAUUGGAAGAGGAAGAGAUGAAGUGGCAACAACGGGCAAAAGUAGAUUGGCUCAAGCAUGGGGAUAAAAAUUCCAAAUAUUUCCAUGCUUGUGCCACUCAGAGGAGACGUGCCAACAAAAUUUCAAGCAUAAUUGAUGCUGAGGGGAUCACAUGUGAUUCUCCAGAGUCUGUCGUAGAAGCUUUUCUAUCAUAUUUUCGGUGGGUACUCUCCACAUCAAGUCCUACAGGGGUGGAAGAAGCUCUGGCGGUGGUGCCUAGGAGAAUUACGAACCAGAUGAAUGUUGAUUUGGAGAGAGAGAUUUCUAUAGAAGAAGUCAGUUUGGCGCUAAGCCAAAUGACGCCUUUAAAAUCCACAGGACCUGAUGGUUUUCCUGUUGGAUUUUUUCAAGAUAAUUGGGUUGUAGUGGCUUUACAAUAUUUUUUCUCAUCUGGUGUUAUUUUUCCAACAAUUAAUUCCACUUUCAUUGCUCUUGUUCCCAAAAAAUCUAACCCCUAUGUGGUAUCAGAUUUUCGACCCAUAUCUUUAUGA